This is a messenger RNA of Engraulis encrasicolus (European anchovy), 4359 nucleotides long. RefSeq names its product solute carrier family 17 member 5 (gene slc17a5). The coding region runs from base 121 to 1587 and encodes 488 amino acids. Lineage: Eukaryota; Metazoa; Chordata; Actinopteri; Clupeiformes; Engraulidae. Gene Ontology annotation, biological process: monoatomic anion transport; transmembrane transport. Gene Ontology annotation, cellular component: membrane. The transcript has 11 exons. The record is from RefSeq and is a predicted model, not a curated record. Gene Ontology annotation, molecular function: transmembrane transporter activity.
GAUGGGUACAGGGAUGAGUCUGCUGCAGAAAACACAACCCGCAGAGAAAUGAACAGAAACGGACGGUGCAUUAAAGUCUGGUCACUCGCAUGUACCUUCAUAGCAAACGCGAAUUGAACGAUGGAGCAUUCAGCAUCAGACACCGAGACCGAUGACUAUAAACAACCGCUUUUGCAGCGCAAAGAGGAAACACCAGAAAAGGCUCCGGCUUUGUGCUCUGCCCGUUACGGGCUGGCUUUGCUGGCCUGCUAUGGCUUCUUCGUGGCCUAUGCUCUGCGGGUCAACCUCAGCGUGGCCAUGGUCGACAUGCUCAACACCACCGGCUCCAGCAAUGCCAGCAAGUCCGUCUGCCCCAGACACAGCAGUCCGCCCAAGCCCAUACACGACCAUACGGCCAGUGUUUACGAAUGGGACUCGGAGACGCAGGGCUGGAUCCUGGGCUCGUUCUUCUACGGGUACAUUGUGACGCAGAUCCCCGGCGGCUACCUGGCCCGCAAGUACGGCGCCAAGUGGCUCCUGGGCUUCGGGAUCCUGGGCACCACCAUCUUCACGCUGCUCACACCCGUGGCAGCAGACCUGGGGGCCGGCUACCUCAUCGCCGUGCGCGUGCUGGAGGGCAUCGGCGAGGGGGUUACGUUUCCUGCCAUGCACGCUAUGUGGGGUUGCUGGGCCCCCCCACUGGAACGCAGCCGGCUGCUCACCAUUUCCUACGCAGGAGCUCAGUUGGGGACUGUGGUUGCCCUGCCGUUGUCUGGGAUGAUUUGCUUUUAUCUUGACUGGACCUAUGUCUUCUACUUCUUUGGAGCUGUUGGCUUGGUCUGGUUCAUCUUAUGGGCUGCGCUGGUCAGCAACACUCCCAGCACACAUCCCAGAAUAUCUGAACGAGAGAGACUCUACAUCACCGCCUCACUCAAACACGAGCUCUCUCCAACCUCCGACUAUAUCCCCUGGGGUUCCAUAUUCACGUCGUUGCCAUUGUGGGCUAUAGUAGUUGCCCAUUUCUCCUACAACUGGACAUUCUACACACUGCUCACCCUGCUCCCAACCUACAUGAAUGACAUACUGGGUUUCAGCAUAAAACAGAAUGGCAUGCUGUCUGCCCUGCCGUACCUGGGGUGCUGGAUAUUCGCCCUGCUGGGGGGCCAGAUGGCGGACUACUUUAGGGAGACCUGUCUCUUCCGCACCGUGGCCGUGCGCAAGGCCUUCUCCAUCAUCGGGAUGGUGGGGCCUGCGGUGUUCCUGGUUGCCGCGGGUUUCACAGACUGUGACUACAUCUUGGCUGUAGCCUUCCUCACCGUCUCCUCAUCGCUUGGAGGCCUCUCCGCCUCGGGAUUCAACAUCAACCACCUAGACAUCGCACCCUCUUAUGCGGGAAUUUUACUUGGGAUCACCAACUCUUUUGCCACCAUACCAGGAAUGGUUGGACCCGUCAUCGCUAGAUCACUAACAAAAUCAAACACUAUUGAGGAGUGGCGAACUGUCUUCUACAUCUCAGCUGGCAUCAACGUCUUCGGCUCCGCCUUCUUCACCCUGUUCGGGAAGGGGGCCGUACAGCCGUGGGCGGUCCAGCGCACACACGCCCAGUGAAGCUCAAGACGAGGGAACGCUGGUCACGCCUUUUAAAGAGGAUGCAUGUGGUAUGACCAAAAACACACAGUGGGACCCUGGACUUAGGGAUCAGUCUCCACUCGAUGUUAUAUUCGCACAAUUAUCAAGAUCUUACAAUGUUGUUUUGAUUUAUUAUGAUGUAUAUGUAAAUGAUUUUUUUUUUUUUUAACUUUUAUGUUUGCAGAACACUCUGUUAAUAUAACAAUGUAGGGUAACACUUUAUUUUAAUGGUUCACUAUUACAGUGGGUCUAUCACAUUACAGUUUAAUAACCAGUGUAACAAUAUUUAAUACCAUGUAAUACCAUGUACCAACCAUAACCCUAACCCCAGAUCGAAGUACAAAAUUGGUACAUGGUGUUACACAGUUAUUACAUGGUAUUAAAUACUAGUUAUUACACGGUACCUGAUGAGGUAGAUCCACUGUAACAAUGAACCAUUAAAAUAACAUGUUACCCAAUGUUGCCAUGUAUGCCAUGCCAUUAUCUGUGUAUCACCAUUCCAAUGAUGGUGCACUGUUUUGCCUAAUAUUUUUCACCAGAGCUGGUGUUCAACAUUCCUCAUGUCUUUUUGACGGCUGUCUGGAUACAUGCAUUUGUUGCUGUAAAUGAGAGACUCCACUUGUAUUUAAAUGGUGGAGCAAAAGGGAACAGUAGUGUGUUUUUCCUGUUAAAGGAUAGUCCACUGCACAUGUGAUAUGUCACUUUUGGGCUAAUAAGAUUACAUCUAAAUGGAUACUGGUUUGUGUAAAUGUAAAGGGCAUCUAAAACCCUGUGCGCUGAAAUUAGUUCAGUGAUUGAUUUUUAACUGAUUGAGAUGUUCAAAAAUGUGGCACAUUUAAGAAAGAGGCUCCUGAGAUAAAAUAAUGUUUCAUUCUACUUCACAAUUUGGUUUAGUUCAAGUGAAUGGCAAUGCGAGAUGCUAUGAAGUGCAGGUUUUGUAAAUGCUAAGGGAACAGUUUAAGCUUAAUAGCUUAAUCAAUAUCAGGGCUGAAGCUGAAUGCUAGUAUUGAAAGACUUUGACAUUGCUAUUAUGUUGACUUUGACAUCUUUGAUUAUUGGAUUAUGGUGACGCACCACUGCACCUCUUAACGUUUGGAAGCCAUAGCACAUCCAAUCCGUGUGUUUCAGGAAACCUUUAAUGUCACAGCCUUUAUUGUUCAGAAACAGGAUUACGAAAGAGCAGGUAUUCAGUUUGUGCUGACAGUAUGCCAACAGCAAUCUAUAGCCACUAGCAUUGUCGUGUUUGGCUCUUGGGUUACUGAUUAUGUGCCAGUUAUUUUCUUCUCACUGAAUAGCACCCAUUAUUUUCAACUGCAGUUGUUGAUGUAUGCAUAUAUAUAUAUGUAUGUCACAAACUUUUUUGCGUGUUAGUUCCAGACAUGUUGAGCUUACUGUGUUGAAAUGCUGGCGGCCUGGGGGUGCAUUUCUUGAAACGAUAGUUGCUUACUAUGUUAGCUACUUUGUUGUUUGCAAUACAGUUUCCCAUGGGUAACUACCCAAGUUGCUAACAGGCUAACAACUAUGCUUUCGAGAAAUGCACCCCUGGUCCAGUCCAAUGUGGUAAUCUACUCCGCAUCAGUUUUGAUUUAAGACGGCAUAUUUGGUCUGAUUUUAGGAGUACUUGUCCUGUGCAAUUCGCCAGGUGUCAACUAUCCACUCUCUUGAUGUGCCUUAAAGCAGUAAAUGCACUUUUAGUUCCACCUGAUGCAAGCAAUCAACACUGCAUAUCCGUUUCCUUUUAUUUUAGUCAGUCACUCAUGUGGCCUAUAGCGCAUAUAGGCAUAUUGUUGAUGAACACGUUGUUUUCCUCUAACGCAGUGUUUCCCAACCAGGGGUACGUGUACCACUAGGGGUACGCGGGCACACCUCAGGGGGUACGCGGAAAAAUGUGAUAAUGACAAUUGAAUAGAGUAUAGUCAUACUGGGAUAAAGGAAUAUAUAGAGAGCAUGAGAUAGGGGGUACUCAUGUUACAACAAAAAGGCUUAGGGCGUACGCGAGUCAAAAAAGGUUGGGAAACACUGCUCUAAAGUAUCUGUUAUUAUGCUGAUGUUAGUUCACAAAGUAAGCGUGCAAGAAUCUUACGAAAUUGACAAAGGAAAUGUUUGCAGGCUGGAUUUUAGCGAUGAUUGCUCUGGAGGGAGCGUGUGCCCCUCAUGCCUAUAGGGUCAAAGAUUUAUAACUGGCUCAGAAUACCUCAGGUGAAGGUUCAAGACCCCCUUUAUUCUUUUUGUUUGUUUGUUUGUUUGUUUGUUUGUUUGUUUGGUUUAACAGUUUCAUUCUUUCGUCAAUGGUGGGAUGUAUUACUUUUUCACUGAGAAGUCAAAUGCUAAUGUAUUGUAUUCACACAUUUUCACUCUGAAUAAGCUCAGAGUUAAUUGAAGUGAGGGAGAGUUAGUUUACCAACAGUACUUUUAUCUCCCCUGUUCAGCUGUUUUAACUGAAAUCAGAAGGGAAGGGAGUAUCAUACUCCUCUUUUCUUUUCUUUUUACACAAUAUGCUUAUUUUAUUCUGAGCAUUUUGUUUCUAUUGUAAUGUCUUUUUAUUAUAUGUUGUCAUUGGUGUCAAUGUGGCAAGGUUAUGUUCAGCAUUAUAAGGGUGGUCAGUCAUUUAACUUGAAAAGCAUCAUAACAACAGUAAAGUUUAAUUCUGUAGCAUAUGCAGGAAUACAAAGGCAUUCUUUGUCAAGAAUCUACCUUUGUGCCAGUCAGAUUGCAAUCAUGGAAUUCUGAUUAAAUACCUGUCAAACGGCA